Messenger RNA from Melampsora larici-populina 98AG31, 657 nucleotides. RefSeq lists its product as uncharacterized. The record is from RefSeq and is a predicted model, not a curated record. Bases 1 to 657 code for a protein of 218 amino acids. The transcript has 2 exons. NCBI's taxonomy places the organism in Eukaryota, Fungi, Basidiomycota, Pucciniomycetes, Pucciniales, Melampsoraceae.
AUGGAUUUUGCGUAUUACUUCAUUGCUAGUAGUACCUACACGUCUACCAAGGGAGAUUCAGAGGCUCCUGGGUGGUGCAGAGAGUAUACCUCACACAAAGACAUGGCUAAGUAUGUCCGUGAGAAGUGUAACUUUCAAACUAUAUUUGCUGCACAGACCCAAGGUCAGUCCGUGGACCAAGCUGUUGCAAAGGUUAUUGGUAAGAACAAGAAAUCUACGACUGCUCCGGUUUCUUCGGCAGAUGAGACGAAAGGGAAACUUGCAAAAUUGUUGCGUGCCAAAUUGAAAAAGGCAUUGAAAACCUCACCUUCUCAAGGAUUUCCUCGAGGAACAGACCCUGCCGCUCGAUUGAUCAAAAAGGGAUACAACAUCAAGAUGGUACAACUACCUGGAUCGACUCUUCCUUCCGAAGUCUUGCAGCUAGGAUUUAAUGCCAUGACCAACAGCCGGCGUAAUCUAUGGCUGAAUGAUGUGAACGCCGGACUGUUCAAACUGGAAAAAAUACCCGGUGAAGAUGAUCACAUGUCUGUGCAUGAAUCUGACCAAGAAGAUACAAACUUUGAAAAAGAUCAGGACAAGUCGGAUGAAAACCCGGAAGAAGACGAACCAGAGUGGCAUGGGCUUGGUAGUAUUGGUAUUGAAGAUGAUGAGACUUAA